AUGCGGCUCUGGGCACUUGCGCCGCUUCUGCCGGCAUGGGCGGGGCCGGUGCCGCGGCACGAGCGGAAUUCUGCCGUGCAGAAGGCGACGGUGCAGGAGAUGUACAAGCACGCCUUUGAAGACUCCUACAUGACCCACGCCUUCCCGGCAGAUGAGCUGCGGCCUCUGACCUGCGAUGGCCGUCUCAAGCGGGAGCGCGGGGACCUCGACGCAAUGCUGGGGAACUACUCCAUGACCCUCAUUGACGCUCUGGACUCGCUGGUGAUUUUCAAGCGCAAGACAGCCUUUAAGGUAGCAGUUUCUUACAUUGGUGACAAUGUGCACUUCAACAAAGAUAUUGAAGUGAGCACCUUCGAGGUGAACAUCCGCAUCCUUGGUGGUCUGUUGAGCGGACACCAACAUGCGGUGAAACUGCUUCCGCGGUACAAGGGGGGACUGUUGGACAAGGCGCUCGACUUGGGAGACCGCCUGCUGCGGGCAUUCGACACGCCCACGGGCAUGCCACGCUCGCGGGUGAAUCUGCAGUCUGGCAUUCCCAAGGGUUCCUCCUCCACGGUGACCAUUGCAGAGGCUGGAUCCUUCUUGCUGGAAUUUGGCAUGUUGUCCGUGCUGUCCGGGCAGAGUCGCUUCUAUCACUCGGCGAAGCGCUCGCUGGUCUCCUUCUGGGGUCGGCGCAAUGUGCUGGACUUGGUGGGCACCUCCAUCGAUGUCAACACGGGCAACUUUGUGGACCAGAAGAGCACCACUGGACCGGGGCAGGAUUCUUUCUUCGAGUACCUGCUGAAAGGCUACAUCCUGUUCCAGGAUCUGGAGCUGCUGGACAUCUUCCUCAGCGCCUAUGCGGCGGUGGAGCAGCACCACACCUUUGAAGGGUUCACCUACACGGUGGACAUGAACAAGGGUUUGAUGGUGAACACGCACCUCUCGCCGCUUGCGUGCGUUUGGGCCUCACUGCAAGUGCUCAUCGGAGAUGUCGCCAGUGGCUUGCGGUCUGUCCUGUACUGGUACAGCCUGUGGAAGAAGCACGAUGCAUUGCCAGAAGUCUUUGACACACGCGCCGAGAGCCCUACACAAGCCAGGGACUCGCCGCUGCGACCGGAGCUCAUUGAAGCGAUUUUCUACCUCUCGCUGGCGCUGCCGGGGGAUGCGAUGGUCUUCGAGAUGUCCAAAUCCAUCGCGACGGCCAUCGACGAACAGAGCCGGGUGGCGUGUGGCUUUGCGUCGGUGGCGGAUGUCACCACCAAAAGGCUCGACAACAGGAUGGAUUCUUUCUUCCUGUCUGAGACGCUGGUGUACCUGUACCUGGCUGUUGCACCGCCAGAAGAUCUGGCGGCCGCGUUGCCAUGGCCAAUUGGCGCCAGCAUCUUCACCACAGAAGGCCACAUCUUUCCACUGCAGGGCCUGCCACCUGGUGCCGACAUCCAGACCGUUCAGCGCAGUCAGGAGAUCUUUUUCCCUCGGCCGCGCUGGCCGCCCCGAUGCCAACCUGCGAGGUGCUCUCGCCCUUUGAGCGUGUAG
This is a messenger RNA of Effrenium voratum, 1518 nucleotides long. The record is from the annotation of a GenBank genome assembly. NCBI's taxonomy places the organism in Eukaryota, Dinophyceae, Suessiales, Symbiodiniaceae.